AUGUAUUAUCCUUAGCACUUUUAUCCUUAAGUAUAUCCAUAAUACAGAUAUCCUCCCUAUGGUGUACUUCCAUAAGUACCAUAGUAAUGGAGACCACCUGUUUACAAUCCUCCACAAUAUAAUUACUCUGGUCUUAGAUUUGCUCCAUCUUAUCCUUACAAUCCAUAUACUUAGACUAUCAUGCCUCAAACAUACCAACCUCAACCAAUGAUGAGUUAAAUUAUGGCUUCACCCUAAAGAACAUUUCAAUCUCCAGAUAGAUUGAAAGUAGCAUAAUCACCAUCAAGAAAUGGACUUAUGCAAUCUCAAUAAGUACCAAGAUCACCAGCUCCUUAAUUUUAAUCACCUUAAAGAUAGUAUCUGACACUAGAAUAAGUUUAAGAGAGAAUUAGAAAUGCUUAGCAACCUUAAGUUUAAAAACCAUAACAGCCAAAUAAGAGUAAGUUCUUAUUUGAUUUUUUUAGUUGCUAAUCAUCCAUAGCCUGGCUAUCAUCCAUAGGCUAGCUAACAAAAGCAAAAAUCACCUACUACAUAGAAAAAGCCAUAAGUUCCAUAAUCUCAACCAGAUGAAGAAUUAGAUAAGAGAUAUUAGAAUGCUCUCAAAAGUACAGAAGAAAUCAUCAAAAAAUAUCAGAUGGAUGAUUCUGGUAGCAAAGGUCGCUAAACUAAUUAAGCCAAUGAACCUUAAGGUGAAGAAGAAGAUGAAAAUAUUCAAGGUAUUUUAAAUAUAAUUAUUUUUAGAAUUGGCAUUGCAAUAUGAAGAUGGAUUUAUUUAUAGAGGAUAAGGAUAUCCACCUUAAACUAGAAACGGAUUUGGUAUUUUAACAGAUUCUGAAGAAAAAUAAGUUUAUGCAGGUUAUUGGAAAGAUAAUCUUUAUGAAGGUCAAGGAAGAUUAACAAAUCUACAAGCUGAAGAAUUAACUGAGCCAAUUGAUUGGAAUAAUUUGACAACUAUUGAGAAUGGAUGGGCUUCAUAUGAAGGUACAUAUAUUGAUAUUAAUUAAUUUAGGUAACUUUUUAUAAGGAAAAAUGCAUGGACAAGGAACACUCAUUCUUACAAAUCAAGAACAAUAUUUUGGAGAAUUUGAAGAUGGAAUAGUGCAUGGAGAAGGAGAAUUUACAACUGCUGAUGNUGUAUUAUCCUUAGCACUUUUAUCCUUAAGUAUAUCCAUAAUACAGAUAUCCUCCCUAUGGUGUACUUCCAUAAGUACCAUAGUAAUGGAGACCACCUGUUUACAAUCCUCCACAAUAUAAUUACUCUGGUCUUAGAUUUGCUCCAUCUUAUCCUUACAAUCCAUAUACUUAGACUAUCAUGCCUCAAACAUACCAACCUCAACCAAUGAUGAGUUAAAUUAUGGCUUCACCCUAAAGAACAUUUCAAUCUCCAGAUAGAUUGAAAGUAGCAUAAUCACCAUCAAGAAAUGGACUUAUGCAAUCUCAAUAAGUACCAAGAUCACCAGCUCCUUAAUUUUAAUCACCUUAAAGAUAGUAUCUGACACUAGAAUAAGUUUAAGAGAGAAUUAGAAAUGCUUAGCAACCUUAAGUUUAAAAACCAUAACAGCCAAAUAAGAGUAAGUUCUUAUUUGAUUUUUUUAGUUGCUAAUCAUCCAUAGCCUGGCUAUCAUCCAUAGGCUAGCUAACAAAAGCAAAAAUCACCUACUACAUAGAAAAAGCCAUAAGUUCCAUAAUCUCAACCAGAUGAAGAAUUAGAUAAGAGAUAUUAGAAUGCUCUCAAAAGUACAGAAGAAAUCAUCAAAAAAUAUCAGAUGGAUGAUUCUGGUAGCAAAGGUCGCUAAACUAAUUAAGCCAAUGAACCUUAAGGUGAAGAAGAAGAUGAAAAUAUUCAAGGUAUUUUAAAUAUAAUUAUUUUUAGAAUUGGCAUUGCAAUAUGAAGAUGGAUUUAUUUAUAGAGGAUAAGGAUAUCCACCUUAAACUAGAAACGGAUUUGGUAUUUUAACAGAUUCUGAAGAAAAAUAAGUUUAUGCAGGUUAUUGGAAAGAUAAUCUUUAUGAAGGUCAAGGAAGAUUAACAAAUCUACAAGCUGAAGAAUUAACUGAGCCAAUUGAUUGGAAUAAUUUGACAACUAUUGAGAAUGGAUGGGCUUCAUAUGAAGGUACAUAUAUUGAUAUUAAUUAAUUUAGGUAACUUUUUAUAAGGAAAAAUGCAUGGACAAGGAACACUCAUUCUUACAAAUCAAGAACAAUAUUUUGGAGAAUUUGAAGAUGGAAUAGUGCAUGGAGAAGGAGAAUUUACAACUGCUGAUGGAUAAGUUAUAAAGGGUAAAUGGGAUCAAGGAUACUUAAUUUAAUUAUCUGAAUAAGAUUGAU
Molecule: messenger RNA, 2327 nt
Organism: Paramecium pentaurelia
Lineage: Eukaryota; Ciliophora; Oligohymenophorea; Peniculida; Parameciidae
Source: the annotation of a GenBank genome assembly